GAUGUUGAUAUCAACGUAAAAAGCAAUGGGGAACGGAAUGACUAAGAUCAUACCUGGCCUUUACGUAGGCAACAUCCGCGACUCUGAAGACGAAAAGCAGGUCAACGAGAACAACAUCACUCACGUUGUGUCAAUAUAUCAAAACGCGAAACCGGCAGUCAAAUUCGUAAACAGACUGCAGUAUAAAUGCAUUGAUGCAGAGGACAAUCCAAGUCAGGACUUGUCAAGCUGGUUUCAAGAGUGCACUGACUUUAUUCAUCAGAGCAGAUUGAGUGGGGGUGCAGUGCUUGUUCACUGUCUUGCAGGUGUGUCCCGUUCUGUAACGAUCACGUGUGCCUACCUCAUGACAGUAACAUCACUGGGCUGGCCAGAAGUUUUGGAUGCUGUAAGAUCUGCUCGGCCUCAUGCCAGUCCCAAUUUUGGUUUCCAGCAACAGUUAAUGCGUUACCAUAAAGGCAAACUCAAAGAGGAACGAGAGAGAAUAUCACGGGUAUUUCCAUCCUCAACUCUGAAGUUGCAAGAUGAGGAGAACUCGCAAGCACUCCUUGCUACAACAACUCAAACAAAAAGGUUAACAACUACAUGGAAAAGAGAUACAACAACAGAAAGCACUCAAGGUAAGGAAGAAAGUGGAGCGUCUCUCUGACCACAAGGAAAUGAGAUCUACUGAACUGUUGAACAUAUUAUAUUACAGCUGGCUGAAGAUUCCAACCUAAUGGUGUCUAGUGUUGUUAUGUAGCAAAGGGACAAU
Corticium candelabrum is the source of this 751-nucleotide messenger RNA. RefSeq names its product dual specificity protein phosphatase 22-B-like. Gene Ontology annotation, molecular function: protein tyrosine/serine/threonine phosphatase activity; protein tyrosine phosphatase activity. Bases 26 to 646 code for a protein of 206 amino acids. Lineage: Eukaryota; Metazoa; Porifera; Homoscleromorpha; Homosclerophorida; Plakinidae. The transcript has 7 exons. Gene Ontology annotation, cellular component: cytosol. The record is from RefSeq and is a predicted model, not a curated record. Gene Ontology annotation, biological process: protein dephosphorylation; signal transduction.